AUGACGGAGAUAGAUGACAGCUUAACAGCUAUGGACUGGCUUGUUAAUCCAUCCAUAGAUAUCUUUUCUGGACUCAAAUUAAGCAAUGUCUUUUUUGACCAAGUAUCCCAAGCAGAUUCUGUGGAUUUCGUCAGUGGAAAUCGAAAUUCAAAGCCGGAUAAUGCUCAUCCAGAUAAGCCACCGUACAGCUAUGCUGAACUUAUCAAGAAAGCAAUCGAGUCUUCGCCACAAAACAAAAUGACGUUAAAUGAAAUUUAUGAAUGGAUAUGUAAGAACUUUCCUUAUUAUCGGGAAGGCCAGAAUGGAUGGAAAAAUUCAAUACGGCAUAACUUGUCUUUAAACCGUUUGUUUCGAAAAGUAGCAAGACGGUCUGAUGAGCCUGGAAGAGGUUCAUUCUGGAGGAUAAUGGGUGAAUGCAAUAAGUCAAAGUUGUCAACUUUUACGAAAACUGCGAACGUAAGAACCAAAGCCAGCUUUGUACUUUGCGAUCAUACAAACACGGUUCCUAAAUUGCUUAAAUUGCUUACUUGCACCUUCAAUAGUUUUUCCGCAAAAGCGUACACUUUGAUUUGA
Molecule: messenger RNA, 573 nt
Organism: Mesocestoides corti
Lineage: Eukaryota; Metazoa; Platyhelminthes; Cestoda; Cyclophyllidea; Mesocestoididae
Source: the annotation of a GenBank genome assembly